Molecule: messenger RNA, 8533 nt
Organism: Archocentrus centrarchus (flier cichlid)
Lineage: Eukaryota; Metazoa; Chordata; Actinopteri; Cichliformes; Cichlidae
Gene: ahctf1
Product: AT hook containing transcription factor 1
Exons: 40
Coding region: 227-7915 (2562 amino acids)
Source: RefSeq, a predicted model, not a curated record
AACACUUUUCGACUGUGGAAAUGGCGCUCUGCGUUGUUGGAGCCUGAAGUCUGAGGAUCCCUUCGUGCAUGUCAGUCAGGUGAAUCUCGUAGAGGUCUAUCGGUGGGAGAAGUACUUUAAAAAGCAACGGAUUAUGACAAAGGACGAAAGGAAUCGAGAGAAUUGUAAAGGAAAACGAACCAAUCGUGGCUCUGAUAAAGCCGUCAACAUCCUCGGACAGUGAACAAUGCAUGACCUGACCGCCCAAGUCACCAGCAGCCUGCUGCCUUUCUCAGGAGUGACUGUAGAUGCUCUGGGUGGGGAUGAGAUCACGCUAGACUCUGUUCUUCAUGGGAAAUUUACUGUUGGUCGCAGCGGGUUGGCCUGGCUGGCCUGUGGACCCCAUUUGGAGGUUGUCCAUGCUGUGACAGGAGAACGGCUGUCUGCGUACUGCUUCAGUGGCGGAGGGGAGCACCCACCUAAUAUCCUUGCUGCCAGAGACUUCAGCUGGCUCAAAAGGUCUGGAUUGCUGGUUGGUUUAGAAGAAACCGAAGGCAGUGUGCUGUGUCUUUAUGACUUGGGACUGUCAAGAGUGGUUAAAGCUGUUGUCAUACCAGGCAGAAUCACAGCUAUUGAGCCGUUAGUGAGUUAUGGCGGAGCGAGCACUUCAACACAACACCUUCACCAGAGUUUGCGCUGGUUCUUUGGAAUUGCCGCUAUAGUAACAGAUCUUGGUCAUGUGCUGCUUGUGGACCUCUGUCUCGAUGAUCUUUCCUGCAGCCAAAGUGAACUGGACGCUUCAGACUUGCAGGUAGUAACUAAAUCUCCUGCCGAGAUCCCCAGGCUAAGAGAAGUCAGCACCAGAGAGGGCAGACAUCUUUGUCUCCAGCUGAAUGGACCUAGUGGAACUGGAGCCACAGCUCUGCAGUACAUCUCCAGGACCAACCAGCUGGCAGUAGGAUUUUCCGAUGGAUACUUACAGCUGUGGAACAUGAAGACUUUGAAGAAAGAAUACCACUCACAGUUAGAGGGUGGCAGGGUCCCCGUACAUGCCUUCACCUUCCAGGAGCCAGAGAACGACCCCAGGAACUGCUGCUACCUCUGGGCUGUCCAGUCUUCUCAGGAUCUCGAGGGAGACAUGGUCAGCCUGCGCCUGCUUCAGUUGGCCUUCAGUGAAAGAAAAUGUCUAACUUCUGGAAAGAUCCUCUAUGAGGGUCUCGAGUACUGUGAGGAACGUUACAGUCAGGAUUUAAGUGGCGCUGCUUUCCCUCUUCGGGCACAGGCCACAAACACCCGCCUGCUGAGUUGCCAGACCAUCGAGAAAUUCAGACCUCAUCCUGACAGGGAUGACAGCAUGAAUGAAGUUGCAUCUCCAGACACCAGUGUGUCUAUCUUCAGCUGGCAAGUCAAGGCCUAUGGCCAGGGAAAUCUGUCUACCUAUAUCGGGGUUUUUGACAUCAACCGCUGGUACCACGCCCAAAUGCCAGACUCUUUAAGAACGGGAGAGUCUCUGCAGACGUGUCCAUACCUCGCAGCUUGGUCUCUGGAUCCAGUGGUGCAGAUGGUUUCUCCACACAUCUUCCUAGAUGUGGUGGUACAUGAGCGCAGCCUGAGCAGGGGCCUUCCCUUCACCUGCCCUCCACCCGAACAGUACUUUAACCCCACCACUUAUAACUUUGAUGCUACUUGUUUGCUCAACUCUGGAAUUGUUCAUUUAACAUGUUCUGGGUAUCAGAAAGAGACCCUCGGUUUUUUGAAGAAAGCUGCUCCUUGUUCCAGUGACAUCAUCUCCACUAGCUACUCUCACUGCCUUAUGUCCGGCCUACUCUCUUCCCGUCUGGGUGACACCCAGGCAUCCAGCCUGUCUCAGGAAGAGCAGCUCGAUGCAAUCUUGUCAACUGCGGUGGAGACUAGUUCCUUGGGACUGAUAACUGGUUGUAUUAAGCAGUGGACUGCAGAAGAACAACCAGGGUCUGCAUUGAACCUGCGCUACAUCCUGGAUUGGGCCUGGAACAAAGUAGUUCAGACCAAGGAAGAACUGGAUGGCAUCUGUGCGCCGCUGUUUGACAGCUCAUCUAACUUCACAGAUCCUCAGACCAUGCAGCUGCUGCAGCACACUCAAAGACUGCUGAGUAACCUCAGUGCCAUUUUCCACUGUCUGCUCAGUGAAGCUCAGGAGCUCACACAAAAAGGUCUGGUGGGUCUAAUGAACAAGAAUAUGGUGUCCAGUCUCAUCUCCAAGUAUGCUCAGGUGGUCCUUUGGUUCUGCCGUACUGGCUUACUCCCUGAGGGUUCAGAUAAUGAUGCUCUUCAGAUUUCCAGGCCUUUCUACACUCACUCAGUCAUCAGCAACUAUUAUACCAUACGGAGGGAGGAGCUGACCAGGCUGGCCAAGGGCAAGUGGUGCGCAGACUGCCUGAUGAUUGACGGUUUAGUUGGCCAGUGUGGUGAACACUUGACAAACCUGUGGAAAAGGGAUGAAGGUGGAACAGGACACUACCCACCACCUACACUGCAUGCCUUGCUUGACAUAUAUCUGCUGGACAACAUUGAUGAGGCUGCCAAACAUGCAAUUGUGAUUUAUCUCUUGCUGGAUGUCAUGUACUCCUUCCCCAAUAAGGACGGAGCAUCAGUGGAGUCUUUUCCCACAGCUUUUGCAAUCCCUAUUGGGCUAGUCAAACUGGUACAAGGCCUCUGGCUGCUGGAUCAUCAUGACCAUCAGAGUUCAUUUGAGCUGCUUUUGCAUCCAGCUGCUUCUCAGUUUCACUUUGAGUGGCAGCAUGAACGCGUCCUGCAAGCACUGAUGUGCCAGGGCCAACAGUCAGUGGCCCUACGAUACUUCCAUGUCACAAAGCCCGCGAUUUCCACCACAUCCCAGGCCAAACUUAGCCUGUCUGUCCUGCUUCACAACAGGUGUCUCAUAGAGGCGUGGUACCUCCUACGGCAGCACUCAAAUCGCCUGAACAUGACGGAGCUGCUGGGUUUCCUCUAUGAAAACUGCCAGGAGUUAGGCCUCAUCAAAGAGCUGCUCAAGCUGCCCCUGGGCCUCAAUGAACAGGAAUGCUUGGAGAAGUUUCUACAGGGGACAGGGGGUCUGCAGAACAGAGAACUGCUGAUGGUUCACUACCUUCAGCAAGCCAACUACAUUCCUGCUCUACAACUCAACCACAGCCUCAAAAUGAACUUGGUGAAUGAACGAGACCCAAAGCUUAAAGAACGAUCCAACACGAGGAACUCCAUACUGGAUCAGUAUGGCAAGGUUUUGCCCAGAGUUCAGAGGAAACUGGCAAUGGAGAGAGCAAAGCCCUACCAACAUCCCAACACCAUCCGCAGAGAAGUUUCCCGGCCACAGCCACUGUCAACCAUUACUAAGCGUACUGCCAGUGAGAAGGUUAUGUCCAGGGCUGGGUUUAUCAACAAUGUCCUGACCAAGAUUGAGGAGGUGUGGUUGGGCAAUGGAGCCACGCAGUCCUCUCCAUCCAAGAGCCCCAGGGCAACUGAGGUUCCAAGCUCUAGCCCUAAGUCAUCCUCCCUGGCCCUUCCUGAACCAUUCCUUGGAACUCCUGUCACCUUGACCUCCAAACGAAAGUCAAGUGUGGCCAGGCUGAUUGAUUUGGUGGUUCAUCCUGCCUGUCAUACACCUCGGCCUCUUCUCAGCCUUCCCAGACCUCCCAGUGCGUGGGUUUCAUCAAAGAGCAAAGCACCUGAACUCAAUUUGCUGCAGACACCUCAGGUCGUCAAGAGAGCCCGGGCCUUGGCUGCUUCUGGCCCAGUCUUCUCAGGCUUCACUCCCCAGUCCAUCUUGCGCAGCAGCCUGAGGCCCACACCCAUCGCCACUCCUUCUGCCUCACCAGGUCGCUCCGUCACACCUCCUAUGCGCAGCAAAGAGAGUCGGAUCACCUUUAUUGAAGAGGCAGAAUCCCCCGAGGUAGAGAAGGGCAUUCGAUGGACUAAUGGGAUGGCAGCAGACAGUGAGAUUAGUCGGCUGACCAGAAGCUCCGCACUGUCCAAGGCUGCACGUAAGACCUGGUCAUCACAGCCUGCUGAAGGGGAAGAAGAUGAAGACGAGGAAGGGGAACAACCUCGUAUAAAGUUCUUGCCUCCAGAAGGUAGUAUUUCCUCUCCACAGCUGAGAUGCUCUGAAAGCGAGUCGUCCUCUACCCAUGAAGUCACUGCAGAAAAAAAGCAAUCAGAUGCAAUGCAAGCACGUCUUAAUUUGAGCCUUGACACCAGCCAGACAUCAGUUCGGUCAACGGACAAUACUCUAGAGUUUUUUGAUGCUCCUCUUUCAGUAGACCAUGAAGGAAAGGAUGGCUAUAGAGCUACAGAGAAAGAAGAUGAUGGUGAUGACAGUGUAGUAACAGUCAAUAUUAACUACUUGGCUGAAAAAGAAGAACCAGAGGCAACAACUGAGCCAGCAACCUCACCAAUAACUGAGCAAACUCUUCCCCUGACAUCAGAGGAUUUGGAAAAGGAAAAAGAUGAUAUGAGGGAGGACAGAAUAUCAGAGGAUGUGGUGGAAGUUGAUCUUGAGCAGGAGGAAAAAACUGCUGUGAUGGAAGUUGAUCUUGAACUGGAGGCUAAAACUGAGGAAGAAGUUCAGUCUGAAAAAGAGGAUGAUCAAGAUAUCAAGUUGAGCACCGAACAAGAUGCUGCCCCUGUUGACCAAAAUGAGAGCUCUACUUAUCAUCAAGUUGGUAACCAGGAAGCUGAAAGUGCAGACUCUGGCACUGAGGCUGAAUCUCGGGAUCUCCCAGUGAAAGCUGAGGGCGAGGAUCUCCAAUCAGAGGCCACUGAGUUGAGCACAUACCCUAAACCCCUCGGAGCAGCCGAAACCACAAGUGAACUAGCAGAUGAUCUGGAACAAUCAGAAGAUCUGACAGAAUUUGUUCAGAGGCAUCUGUUUGGUGGCAAUCUGUCUCCAUUCAUUCGCUCCACAAUCCACAAUGCAUCGCAGAACCAGCCUUCCUUCAACAGUGAGCCAUUAGGUAAAGAUGAAGAGGAAGCACAGGCCGCUACUGAAGCUCCCCCGGUGUUUACCACCCAAAAAUCUGCUGCUUCUGUAACAUCCUCAGAGCCAACUGGCACUGAUUCUCACUCUGUUGUGAGCGUCAAUGACAGUGAAGACCUUUCUAGCUCAGGGUCUGAAGAGGAGGAAGAUGAGGAGGAAGAAGAGGAGGAGUCUGAUCAAGAAGAAGAAGAGGAGGAGGAGGAGGAUUCUGGUAGCGAGGUGGAGAUCAUUGAGGAAGUCCCGGGUAAUGAUAGGCUGCCACCCCUCCAAUCCAGUUCAGUGUUUGUACAGCAGGGACACACACACUUCCUGCCAACACAAUCGGAGCAAGAGGCUGCUGUGUUCUCUCUGAUCACACCUGGUGCAGAGAUUAAGAUGGUAGGUGAGGACAUGGAGGGUGAAGUGGUGAUGGUGAGACUUGGGGCAGAUGAUGGAAUGAUGGAUCCAGAUGAGGAUGUAGAGCAAGGAUCAUCAUACAUGGAGCUCAAACCCUCUACCACGCUCUUGGUACCUGUGGAGCUUGUAGAAGGACAGCAUGGCCUGGUUGAUAGCACUCAGCUGGAUCUUCCUGAGCUUCAGCAAUCUGUUGUGGCAGAUGAAACUCAGGGCAAUUUCUCCUUGAUGUUGGAUGUGGAGGAGGAUGGCGAUAAAGAGGCAGGCGCACUACCUGUAGAGAAUAAUCUGCAGUCAUGUGACCCUUCCAUCCAGUCUCAAGUUGUGGAUGCUAGUAAUGAAUUUUUGGUCCAACCUGAGGUUAUUCUUUUGAGCAGAGAGGACCAGGAUGCUCCUCAGUCUGAAGAAGCCUUACGAGAAGAUAAUGGAGAAGAGUUGGAGACCGUGGAUGGAAAUGCUGUAGAUGGCCCAAAGGAAUCUGAAGUUGAUAAACUCCAAGCUGACCUACAGACUGAAUAUAUUGAAGCAAAGCAAGAAGCAGAGGAUGCUAAAGAGCAGAAGGAUGUAGAGUUGGUAAUGCUGGCUGAAGAUCAUGAAUCUGCUGCUCUUUCAUUUUUUGAGCCAGCUCCAGUGGGAGAAUGUUUAACAGCUGUGGAUGACUUGGAAUCUGUGGCAAAGACAGAAGCUGCUGAUGUAGAAGUGGAAGCGAAGGACAAACAAACAUCUGCUGAGGAGCAGGAAGAGCCUGAGGAGAAUGGUCCCAGUGCAGAGACAGAGCCUGCUGUGGAGGAAGAGGCGCUUCAGGACCACAAAGCAUCCAUGGAGGCAGAAAAGGAUAACAGUGAAGAUGUUAAGACAGAGAAGGAACAGAUGGGUAAGGGAAGACCAAGUAGAUCUGGAAAGCAGGUUUUGAGCUCAAACAGCGAGCCAGAUGAAGAGCUUGUACCAGAGCCUCUUUUGUCUCAGAGGAAGAAGACUCCUUCCAUUCCAACAAGGAGGAUGACGAGAGGGAGGAUGGUUACUUUUGUCUCUCCUCUAUCAGAGGAAGCAAAUGAGCCAGAGGAGGAUGUGAAAAUGGAGGAUACUAAAACAAGCACUUUGGUCUCUACCUCACCGAGUCGUACACCUAGAAAAAGUAAACAGGUCAAAGAAACCAAAGUCCCAGCCAGCACACCUCGAAGAAGUACCCGCAAAACACAACCAGACCCUCUUAAAGAAGAGGAUGGAGAGGUUGAGGUCAUGGAUAACAAUACCUCAGUUGCAUUAACCUCCAAGGCAACUUCUCCUGCCAGACGUUCCCAGAGGGUCACUGCAACAAGGACCAGCCAAAGGACUCAAAGUGGCAGUGAGAAGGUGUCUACAGCCACAGAGGUUGAAAUGAAACAUGAGGAGGACAAAGUGGAGGAAGUUAAAGUUGUAAAAGCAAGUCAACAAACAAACUCGAAGACUCCAACCCCAUCCAAACACACAACCUCUCACAUAAAGACUCCGAGGAGGUCCAGCCGAAGGGUAACAAGUAGCAUUGAGGUGGUGGAAGCACCGCUUGAGAUCUUGAAAGAAGAAAGCGAACAGGAUGAGGUCUUUGACUCUCCUGUAAGACGCAGCUCCAGAAGGACAAAGACAGAACUAUCAGAGACGCUGCCCGCAGUUCUGGAGAAAGAAGACAAAAACCAGCAAUUUCCCAGCUCUGCCCGGACAUCUCGACAUUCAAGCCGCAUUAGCCUAAAUGUAUUUCCACAAGUGAAACUGGUUCCUGUGUCACUUCCUCAGAGUGCAAAAAAGAUGAAAGAAGAGACAGCUUCCGAAAACAUAACAGAGACUGAAGAUUUGCAUGAGCCCGAACCAGCCAGAAAUGCAAGUCGAACCAACUCCCGUCGCCCCACUAGAAGCAAACUUUGGGACCACCUAGAGGAAGAUCUUCCCCUCUUGGACUCACCGUUGGAGGUGAACUCCGAGACUGUUGCAGAUGCCCUUAUCAAAAGACUUCAGGAUGAGGAAGAGAAGCAGGAAGAUGAUGCGGCUGUUAAGAAGGUGGUGAGAACCAGCAAGAAGAGUAAAAAGUCAUCAGUGCAGCAAGUUCACUCUCCUGUGAAAGACGGGCUGCUUCCAGACCCUGAAGAUGAAGAUCCCAGUCCAGGCGAACAUUCAUUCAUCUAUUCCCCCUCACGAAGACGAACGAGAGCCCAAAGAACAGAUCCUUCUGAACACAGUGAAGCACCCGUCACCCGCAGCAGAGUCAAAGCUCAGGAUGAAAUUUCUUCAGAAGAUAAUCUAGAGGUCGACAAAGAUGCAGGCACUUCUAAAUCCAGAAAAACAAGCAAGCGAACAGCCAAAUCCAAAGCUGUUUUGAAGCCGCUUCCAAUCGCAGAAGUUGAAUUGAUCUCACCUCUGCCCAGUCCAGCUGAUCCAAUCCCACGAGCAUCGAAGAGGAUUAAAGAGGGAGACGCACCAACCACCAGCAGGAACCUUCGACGUAAACGCGUCUUGGACACGGUUUUGACCAAACGUGUCACUCGGAGGAAGAAACUGUAGGGAGGUUGGUGGUUGUUUUUAACCAGUGAACCUCAGACAGCCACCUGGAGAGCUGAACCAAUUCAGUUGUGAGCUGUCAAAUAAAAAUGUAUGCCUAAACUCAAGAUGGUUCCAUUUCCUCAAAUGCCUCGCAGCGCUGCAAAGUCUAUAUUGACUUCCCUGUAGGGGGGAAGAAAAAAAAAGCAGUGCAGGGAGAAAAAUCUAUUUUUGGGACAAAGCACACUGGUGGUUAAGUGUGAGAGAGACUAUAUUUUUGGAGUUUACAUGUCCCUCUCUUACUAACUUGAUUUGCAUCUGUCUGUGGCUAUUUUGUGUUGAUGUUCUGCUGCUCUCCCCAGCUUGAUUCUCUCGAUGCAGAAUGACACAAGGGAACGCAAUCAGUGUGGAUUUUUAAAGGCUCCCAUUAAUAAAACCCAUGACUGAAAAGAACUUCCCUCUGAUAAAGAGGUUUUAUUACAUGCUUUUAAAAUUUUUGUUGUUUUUUGCUUUUAAAAAUUCAAGGCCUGCUGUUUUUUCUAUUUAAGAAGAAAAGCAACCAACCCAGUGGAGAUACAUUUCUACUGAUAAAUUUGUAUAUAGUCUUUUUGCUAUGUUCCAAAUAAAGUUAAUAAAUACUAA